AUGGGAAAUAAUUGCUGUGUAAGAGAUAAAGGGCCUAUUGACACUCAAAAUACUAGCUCUAUCAAUUAGCAGUAGUCUCAUCAUCGCUAUUCUUUGCAACAAUUUUAAAUAUUAGAAAAACUAAGUCGCUUUAAUCCAAAAAAAAAUGCAUUGCCUGUUGCCUUAACACAUUUCUUAUAAGACGGCUGCUAGGGACUUAUGCGUAGUCUACCUCGCUUAAUAGAAAUUAGCGAAAUAUAUGCACCUAAAGGUGAUUAAUCCCAUUAUUUUGAUCCAAUGCAUAUGUAAUCUUAAUAUGGCUUGACAGAAUGUGUUUCUCCUGGAAAGCAAUUUUAUUUAGAUGAAUUGAGUGCUGCAUUUUAAUAAGAGUUGAAUUACUUUUACUAAAACUCUAUCAUCAAGGAAAGUUCAGCAUUUUGGGGAGUAAUUCUCAUAAUGAAGAUUGGUAAAAAAACCCAUAGCUUCUCAAUAAAAAAGAGAAACGGCUGGGAGUAUGUCAUUCAUACUUUGUAUGAAGUAACUGAAGAAGAAAUUAAAGAAGAAUAAGAAGAGCUAAGAAAAUAGCAAGAAUUGCAGAAAGAAAAAUAAAAAAAUCGCUUAUAGAAACUCUAAGAUUAGAAAUUUAACAGAGAGACUUAAGAGAAUAUAGACAAGCUUAAUUAUCUUUUAUUCUCAGAAGAAAGCACUUUGCAAGAUGAAAUAAUUCCUUUGGAAGAAUUAAAUAGGAAUGAUUCUGCAAAUUUAAUUCAAGAUGAAUCAGCUUCAACAGCUAACAAUUCUCAAAAGGAUGCUCAAAAGAGUGUAACUUUUUAAGAUAAACAAGAGCCGAAAUCAUAAAGAUAAAGUUUUAUAAACCCAGUAAAAAGAUGUUCAGAACUUCCAAGGUAAUCAACACGCAAUACAUUCCGCUAAAUAAAAUAACUAAGACUUCGUGAUAUGGUUUUCAAAGGUUAUAAUUGUGGAGAAAUUUGCUUUUCUCCUUUUGAAAUAUUCUUAGAAUAUCUUAAUUCAAUACCAGAGGAUUACCAACAGCAAAUCCCUAGCUUAGAUAAUCCUGAAGCAAAAUAAGAAAAAUUGUAAGGUUUUAUGCAAUUAGUUACCUUUAAAAAAGAAUUUAAUCUUGAUUUGACUUUCAACAAAAGCUAAGACAACGAUUAUACCAACGUACUUUCACCAGAAAAACCAUAAAAAUCUUGUAACUGA
Messenger RNA from Tetrahymena thermophila SB210, 1203 nucleotides. RefSeq lists its product as hypothetical. NCBI's taxonomy places the organism in Eukaryota, Ciliophora, Oligohymenophorea, Hymenostomatida, Tetrahymenidae. The transcript has a single exon. The record is from RefSeq and is a predicted model, not a curated record.